AAACAUGUAAAGAAGUCUGUGGCAAAAAAUCCAUUUUUGGAAAUAACAAUGAUAAAAAUAAGAUAUUUGAUAUGUGUGAUAAGAUACUCAAAGACCCCAAGUAUGAUAAUGAUAUAAUUUCCGAACCAUUAACAGUAAAUCAAAAACAAUUUAUAGAACAAUUCAAAUCUCAAUUAUCCACGCAUAUUGAAAAGGUCGGAGCGUACGCGAUUAAAGAAAUGGAAGGACUUGAAUAUCCGGUUGUUCAUAUCAUUGCAGCUCAAGGGUAUCCAAAUAUCGAAAUGACUACCAGUGAUAUAUGUAAUC
Racocetra persica is the source of this 306-nucleotide messenger RNA. NCBI's taxonomy places the organism in Eukaryota, Fungi, Glomeromycota, Glomeromycetes, Diversisporales, Gigasporaceae. The record is from the annotation of a GenBank genome assembly.